AAAGGCGAGUGCUGUUUUGUCAAAUUCAAAACCAAGGAUAUAAAUUCCAAACAUCUCUGACAGUACCAUGAAAAUUUGGUAGAGAGAGCUUCACAUUUCUCUCUCUCUCUCUCUUAAUUUCUCUGAAGCUUCCGUCAUUCAGCUUCCUGUGUGGAUGCAUUCAUGUUUUGAUUUCUUACACGCUGUGUGUUGUGUGUCUGCAAAAGGGUUUUUGAGAAAAUUUUCCGGGUAAAAAUUCGUGAAUUUCCAGAGAAAUGGAUCCUCGUUCGUGGGCGCGAAUGUAUUCUUCUGCUAGGCGAUAUCAAUCUCGAUCAGAUGUAUAUCGAGGGGAUGAGUUUGAAGAGGAUGAGGAGACGAGACCAGAGUUUUUAUGCCCGUUUUGUGCAGAGGAUUUUGAUAUGGUGGGGCUCUGCUGUCAUAUUGAUGAAGAGCAUGCCGCUGAAGCCAAGAAUGGGGUGUGCCCUGUUUGUUCAGAAAGGGUGGGAUCGGAUUUGGUUCGCCAUGUGACUUUGCAGCAUGCGAAUCUCCUUAAAGUGCCGCGGAGGAGAAGGUUCCGUAGGGGAGGGCCAGAUUUGUCGUCCAUGUUAAGAAGAGAAUUACAGGAAGGGAAGCUGCAAUCCCUUCUCAGUGGAUCUUCACUUUCCGUUCCUUCUUCCCAUGCUGAACCAGAUCCAUUGUUAAACUCCUUCAUAUACAAUCCGUCGCUGGUUGAUGAACCUCUUAAUGUUAAGCAUGUGUCUUCAAUUGAGGCUUGCUCUGUGGCUGGAAGCGCUGUAGAGAGUGUGGCUGACAGAGCGGGUCAAGAGCGUAAGCUCUCAGAGGAAGAACAAAAAGAGAAGGCUCAAAGGUGCGAGUUCGUCCAAGGGCUCCUUCUGUCUACUUUUCUUGAUGAUAAUUUGUGAGUUAGAGAUGUCUCCAUUAUUUAUGCUAGUUAAAUUAGUAAUGGGGAUCUAGUUUGAAGAGGGUAACAUGAGGGAACAGCUCGAGUAAUAGAAACUGUGCCAUAGUUUUGCUUGGUAGCCCGCCCGGCUGAGGUCUAUUUUAAGUGAAACAUUAUAUGUGCAUAAGAAAACCAUGGAAGAAUGUUGUAUAUAUGUGUCAUCCAGCGGUUGCUUCCUCUCUCUUUCUCUCUCUGUCUCUUCGUGUGGUUGAAACAUAUUAUGUGCAAAAUCAAACUAUAUGGAGAAAUGCCUGUUCUAUUAACUGCUA
Molecule: messenger RNA, 1209 nt
Organism: Sesamum indicum (sesame)
Lineage: Eukaryota; Viridiplantae; Streptophyta; Magnoliopsida; Lamiales; Pedaliaceae
Product: protein DEHYDRATION-INDUCED 19 homolog 4
Source: RefSeq, a predicted model, not a curated record